Oryza brachyantha (malo sina) is the source of this 733-nucleotide messenger RNA. RefSeq lists its product as uncharacterized. NCBI's taxonomy places the organism in Eukaryota, Viridiplantae, Streptophyta, Magnoliopsida, Poales, Poaceae. The record is from RefSeq and is a predicted model, not a curated record. The coding region runs from base 103 to 495 and encodes 130 amino acids. The transcript has a single exon.
CUUUUUAAACUGAGGCACGGAGACUCCGCCAGCCAACAUCAUCAUCGAGAUCGAUCCGCAAAACGAACCAUUGGAAGUAGACAGAUAGGAGGCUAGCUUCCCAUGGCGGACGGGAGACCGAAGCGGAAGGAGCCGGAGCCGGAGGCGGCGUCGACGGAGGGGCCGUCGGACUGGAUCCAUACCGCGGCCAGCGCUUUCUGGCUGGUCCAGGAGAUGAACGAGCAGGCGAAGUUGGACGAGGAGAGGCUGCGCGAGGACAGGGAAAACGCCGCGUGGGUCAUGGCGACCCUCCCCGAGUUCAGGAAGAAGUUCAACCUCCCGGUGCGUACGCCGGAGGAGGAGGCGGAGUACACUGCUGCCGCGCUCGCCAACCUCGACCGCCUCCGCGACGACGACGGCUUCGAUGACUACCUCGACCUCCUCGUCAGGCCGGAGGACCGCGCCCUGAGCAAGCGCCGCGCCGUCGACGAUGGCGCUCUCCGUCGCUACCACUAGGAUCAACCAAUUAAAGCAUUAUAUAUAGUUUGUUUUCAAGUUAAUAAUAGAUAGUUCGAUUUUGUCUUUUUUUUAGUCCUGCAGUGGCAUCGGCUUUAGCACGUUGGUUUUGUUCUUUUCAACUGAUUAAUGUAGUUUAUCGGGUUGAUUAAGGUGUUAUGAUCAGUUUUGUUCCGGCAAGUAAUGCUCGUAGUUAACCCGAGCAAGUAAUGCUCGUAGUUAACCCGCCGCCGUUGGG